Molecule: messenger RNA, 979 nt
Organism: Neomonachus schauinslandi (Hawaiian monk seal)
Lineage: Eukaryota; Metazoa; Chordata; Mammalia; Carnivora; Phocidae
Gene: GIMAP1
Product: GTPase, IMAP family member 1
Exons: 3
Coding region: 52-963 (303 amino acids)
Cellular component (GO): endoplasmic reticulum
Molecular function (GO): GTP binding
Source: RefSeq, a predicted model, not a curated record
GGGCCUCUCCACCACCCUCAGAGCCUGUCACCACUGCUGCGGGAAAGGCAAAUGGGAGGACGGAAGAUGGCAAGGGAUGAAGAAAAUGCCUAUGGUCCCGAGGACCCGGACGACGCGCCGCCCGCGCACGAGCCCCAGCUCAGGCUCGUCCUGGCCGGCAAGACCGGCGCGGGCAAGAGCGCCACGGGCAACAGCAUCCUGGGCCACAGGCGCUUCCCGUCCAGGCUCGCGUCCACCCCGGUGACCAGGACCUGCGCCCUGGGGAGCCGCCGCUGGGCCCGCUGGCGCGUCGACGUCACCGACACCCCGGACCUCUUCAGCGCCGACGGCCGCCGCGCCGACCCGGACUGCGCCGAGCGGGGCCGCUGCUACCUGCUGUCGGCGCCCGGGCCGCACGCGCUGCUGCUGGUCACCCAGCUGGGCCGCUUCACCGCCCAGGACGAGCAGGCCGUGCGCGGCGUCCGCCAGCUCUUCGGGGCCGGCGUCCUGGCGCGGGCCGUGCUCGUCUUCACCCGCGGGGAGGACCUGGAGGGGGCCUCGCUGCACGACUACGUGCGCGACACCGACAACCGCGCGCUGCGGGCCCUGGUGGCCGAGUGCGGCGGCCGCGUGUGCGCCCUGAGCAACCGGGCCGCGGGCGCGGCGCGCGACGCGCAGGUGGAGGAGCUGCUGGCGCUGGUGGAGCGGCUGGCGCGGGAGCACGCGGGCGCGCCCUUCACCAACGCCGUGUACGGCCUGGCGGAGGCCCUGCGCCACGCGCCCCCCGACCUCCGGCUCCGGCGGGUGGCGCAGCGGCUGGCGGCCGGCGGCCCGGGGCGGGGGCGGGGGCGGGGGCGGCGCUGGCUGGAGAUGGCGCCGCGCGGGUGGCGGCGGACGCUCGUGCUGCUCGGCGGCGCGCUGCUCCUCGGCCUGCUGCUCUGGCGCCUCAGACCAAAGGCCUUGCCGGAGGUCAGUCCCGACUGACGGUCCAAGGAGGACU